AUGAAAGGUCCAAUCAUCACGGAAGCCUUCAUACCAAAAUAUCUUGGCUCUGAGCUCAAAGAUCAACCUUCUCUGGCGGACCAACUCGAAGACCGCGAGACCUUGAGGGACGAGAUCGAGGGGCUGAUCCGCGAAUAUGGCUGGGUUCCAAGAGGUGAACUGAGAGACCAAGUGGAUUCGCCUCCAGUGUUACCAAAAACUGUGCCAAUCACCAAAAUCCCACACCAUGGUCCAGCAAUAAUCCACGUGGCGAGGCCUUUCUGGAGCAAAAAUGACAGUACCCGGGUGAUGCCUCCACCAGACAAGACAUCAGAAGAGAACCUCGACUGGAUUGAGGAUCCUCAUUGGACCCCUCAACCAGAAGCAGUAAAUGCGGAAACUGAACUACCAUCUAUCAAUCGAGUCCUAAAGCGGAAGAGAGAACUUGGACCCAACAUAUUCGAUGAACAGGCCGGAAACAUUUCCAACACACUCGCUGCUGGCACAAGAGAAAUUGGGAGUCUCAAGGGUGUUCAGAUUGGAACUCCACAUCGACCUGUGGCAAUGAAUUCUUUCGACAAUGCAGCGCGUCCUCUGGGUCGUCAACCCAGGCCACCGCCGCCAAAAGAGUACAAGAAUUACGACACGGUCUCACCAAGCAAAUCAACUGUCAUUCGCGAUGCUGCACGGACCGGUUGGCCGAGCGAGGAAUACUAUUAUCAACACAGGGCAAAAGGCACGACGAAAUUUGUGGAUCGCAUCUUGGCUGGCACACCGAUCGGGGAUGUGGAAAAGGAUACUUUCCUCCCACGUGAUGAGAUACUCCAUCGGGUCUGCAUGCUUGCCAGCACCUAUGAGAAGAUUCUUGAGGGUCUGGCAAUCGACAGAACGCAGCUUCACAACAUUGCAGGUCGAUUCAAGGAAGGAAAUGGAGAGGAGAUUGAUAAGAUCCUGAUGGACCAGAAGAAAAAUAAUCCUAUGAGAACUGCAGAAGAAGAGUUCUUGUUAUUCGAAUAG
Molecule: messenger RNA, 996 nt
Organism: Exophiala bonariae
Lineage: Eukaryota; Fungi; Ascomycota; Eurotiomycetes; Chaetothyriales; Herpotrichiellaceae
Exons: 1
Coding region: 1-996 (331 amino acids)
Source: RefSeq, a predicted model, not a curated record